AUGAAACCGAAAAUCGAUGAAAAACCUCUGAUUGUAUUGGAUGACAGUAGCGAGGCUGGCAACGAUAAUACAUUGUCUACUCCCACAAAUAAUGUAAAUAUUCCAAGUACCAGUGGUGGUGGUGAUGUUGAUCAAUCCGACGAUGAGCAAUUACUUUCGGUUAGUAUAGAUAAUAACGUCGAAAAUCCCAUAUUGAAAACUAUUGGAACAAAGGGAGGCAGCAGCAGUUCGGAAAGAAAACUCAACAAUUUAUCACAAAAUAAACAGAACAAUGAAGACAAUAGUGUGGGUACCAUAAUGAAUCCCCUUAAUAUAGAUCGCAGUGUCGGGGAUAAUAUACCAACAACAUCGGCCAAUGUAACAACCACCACACAACCGGUGACUAGCACUUUGUCCAAUACUACAUUGCCCCAACAACAACCACAACAACAGAAUCCCACAUUUCGAAUACGUUCCCGCACCUCGGCAAUUAAUGAAAAUAAUAUUGCCAAUCAAGGUGAAAAUUAUGAGAGUUUGGAUUAUGAUGUUUGUGAAAAUGUGUUGUUCCUCAAAGAACAGGAACGUAUUAGCAGCACUCGGUUUUCUUUACGCAAAGAUAUUCUACGUUGGAUAAUUUUCAUACAAAUUGGUAUUAUAACCGCCUUGAUCGCCUGUGCCAUCGAUAUUGUUAUUGAGGAACUGUCCGCCUUGAAAUAUGAUUUUCUUAAACACGCUGUCGAUGCCAAUGUACCUCAUCAGGAUAAUCCAACUGGUGACUUAGUCAUACCCUAUUUAUAUUGGUUAGCCUUAAGUAUGGUACCUGUGGCAUUGGGUGCCACAAUGGUUACUUAUAUUGAACCCAUUACUGCUGGCAGUGGUAUACCGCAGGUGAAAAGUUAUUUAAAUGGCGUCAAGGUACCACGAAUUGUGCGCAUCAAGACAUUGGCCGUGAAGAGUAUUGGCGUAAUAACAUCGGUGGUGGGUGGACUUGCUGGAGGAAAGGAAGGUCCAAUGAUACAUGCUGGUGCCGUUGUAGCAGCUGGAAUCUCACAGGGAAAAAGUACAACAUUUGUUAAAGAUUUUCGUAUUUUCAAAGCGUUUCGUGAUGACCACGAGAAGCGGGAUUUUGUUUUGGGCGGUGCAGCGGCUGGCGUUUCCGCUGCUUUUGGCUCACCAAUUGGUGGUAUGUUAUUCUCAUUGGAAGAGGCAGCAAGUUUCUGGAAUCAAAAUUUAAUAUGGCGUACAUUGAUUGCAUCAAUUAUCAGUUCGUUUACGUUGAAUAUUGUUCUGUCCGCCUACCAUGGUUUGGGUGAUUUUACAUUUACGGGCCUAUUUAAUUUGGGCAAAUUCGAACAACCGCUAACAUUCGAAUAUUACGAAUUACCCAUAUUUAUGCUGUUCGGUAUAACGGGUGGUCUCUUGGGCGCCACAUGGAAUAUGUUGAAUACCAAAAUUAAUAAAUUUCGUUCAAGAUUCAUUAAAUUUAAAUUUGCCAAAGUUUUGGAAGCCGUUUUAGUGGCCAUCAUGGGUGUAUCGUUGGCCUGCACUAUGGUUUAUUUGAUUAAUGAUUGUCGUCCCUUGGGUAAUGAUCCGACAGAUUAUCCAACACAGCUAUUUUGUGAGGAUAACGAAUAUAAUGCUGUGGCCGCUUUGUGGUUCCAAACGCCCGAAGCCACAGUUCGUUCAUUGUUUCAUGAUCCUCCAGGUUCCCAUAAAAUUUUAACCUUAACCCUGUUCACAUUGAUCUAUUUUCUAUUAUCCUGUUUCACAUUCGGUUUGAAUGUAAGCCUGGGCGUUUUUAUACCAACUGCUUUGGUAGGUGCAGCCUGGGGACGUUUAGUGGCAAUGGUGGCAUAUUAUAUAUUUCCAACGGCUACCUUCUUAAAUCCCGGUAAAUAUGCUUUAAUUGGAGCCGCUGCCAAUUUGGGUGGUGUUCUACGCAUGACAAUUAGUUUAACGGUCAUACUAAUGGAAACCACCGGUAUUGAAACAUCGUUUUUCUUCCCGUUGAUAAUUGCCCUGAUUAGUGCCAAAUGGGUGGGUGAUUAUUUCAACGAGGGCAUCUAUGAUAUACAAGUCAAAGUGAAUCAUGUACCAAUGUUGCCAUGGGAACCAUUACCACACUAUAUGGGCCUAAAGGCCUCGAACAUAAUGAGCUCGCCGGUAGUGUGCAUUAAACUAAGGGAUAAAUCGAAAUAUAUCUAUGAUAUUUUGAAUCGCUAUAAACACAAUGGAUUUCCUGUUGUUGAUGAUGUUGUGGGGAAUGAUCGUUCCAAGGGUCGUGUCUGUGGCAUUAUAUUGCGUUCUCAGCUGAUUGUUAUUCUCCUGAAAUCUCUGUAUGAGGAGAAAAAACGUUUUUGGCAUUCGGAAACGACAAUACAAACAUUCCGAGAUGUUUAUCCGCGUUAUCCAUCCAUUGAUAAUGUUCGCAUGCAUGAUGAUAAAGUUAAUUAUACCGUGAAUUUGGAUAUAUUUAUGAAUCCAUCACCGAUUUGUUCCAGAGAGCACGAUUCUGUACAGAAAAUCUUCAAUAAAUUUCGUGCACUUGGCUUGCGUCAUUUAAUUGUUGUCGACAAAGAAAAUCGUGUUAGCGGUAUUAUAACACGUAAAGACUUUUUAUAUAAGUGAUAUUGUUGUUACAACAGAAUAUUUUUU
Molecule: messenger RNA, 2634 nt
Organism: Musca vetustissima
Lineage: Eukaryota; Metazoa; Arthropoda; Insecta; Diptera; Muscidae
Gene: ClC-b
Product: H(+)/Cl(-) exchange transporter 7
Exons: 11
Coding region: 1-2607 (868 amino acids)
Biological process (GO): chloride transport; transmembrane transport
Cellular component (GO): intracellular membrane-bounded organelle; lysosomal membrane
Molecular function (GO): voltage-gated chloride channel activity
Source: RefSeq, a predicted model, not a curated record